AUGAAUCAAUUAAAUCAGACAGCUGAUGCUGAAAAAUACGGAUAUAUUUCACAACAGCCAAGGAGAUACAUCAAAACCCCUACCUACAGUGAGCUUUAUUACGAUUUGGACAAAAUCAAGAGGUUCGAGGAGGGAUAUGAAAUAAUAGAAUUAAAUGAUGCAUUGCAUCUAGGCAAGACUUCCUAAUUGCACACAUGUAGCCAUCACAUCUAAAUUAAGUUUAAUCUACUAAAUGGAUGGAAUACCUAUCCGAACUCGAGAUCGAGUUAAAAGCCAUUCUCUACGAUCGAGCACUCAUCGUCCCAGACCUAAACCAAUAUGUUAACAAGCGUCUCCUGCCGAUGAUAGAUAUCUUUUUCGAUAAAGUGUAUUGACCUUCUUUCUAACUAGUUUGAUUGAGAUCAGCAGACUAAAGAUCUAGUGUUACAUGAACGAGAUCCUUUUCCUCGUUCAAAGAGUGUCUCUCAAGCUCUGGAAAGAACAGCCUCAGAUUUCCUUGGCCCUCUUAAAACGCGUGCACAACCUCCCAUGCAAUUCUCUCUAUGAUAGUAGAAUUAGAGAGGUAAGUGUGUAUAUAGACGCAUUGAAUGACUUCUACGGCGAGCGAUUACAAUAUGAAGUAAGUUCCGAGGCUGAGGGCUACGACAAUAACUAUUCAACAGAGCCCUACAAUUCCAAGACCUUCUAUCCACUUAAGGGCGAGAUCUUGGAUUCAAACAAAAUGAGUCAGGAUGUGUUCGCUUUCUCUCCAUUCCAAAGAUUGCAAGUUCAUUACUUCUACAAAAAUGGGGGGUUUGCUCUCUUGGAUGAUGCCAUUAGGAAUUUCAAUUUAAAUAAUCUGGACAUCUUGACCAUCUUCCACUAUCUCAAUCCCAUACUAGAUAAGUAGAAAUAGUAGAAUUACUUCCAUCAUUUUGAGUUUCAGAAUUUGCCAUCCAAAUUGACAGAGGAGGAAAUCAAGAACACUAAUAGAGACACAAUCAAAAAGUUGACUGAUGGGAUCGAGAACAUGUUUGAUCAAUUUUGCAACUAAUCCUAGAGGAAAGAGUUCAUUGCCUUGGCUGAAAUGAGUGUGUAUUUGCAAUGUUUCCGUUGCACAGCCUUGGAGAAGAGAAUCUAUGGUAACUAAUUAUUAAACUAAUUUAAGGAUUGUAACAGUUUUGUGAUAAAAUCAACACUGCUCAGUCCAAUGAAUAUAUGGAUCAGCAAUACGGCAUUAAUGAUGAAUGGUAUAAGAAUGACAGAGUACUCAAAUAUAUGGUGGAUAAUCAAGUAUUCUAAGAGUUAUUUGGAGAGAAGGCUCACUUUGAAUUGAUUAAGAGAAGUUUUCCAAUCNUUCAUCAAGGGGAUUGGUGUAUAAAAGUGUAGUUUAAAACUUCAUAAUGUGAAUAUCUGAUAGUAUAUUAAUUUAUAUUAUGAAUCAAUUAAAUCAGACAGCUGAUGCUGAAAAAUACGGAUAUAUUUCACAACAGCCAAGGAGAUACAUCAAAACCCCUACCUACAGUGAGCUUUAUUACGAUUUGGACAAAAUCAAGAGGUUCGAGGAGGGAUAUGAAAUAAUAGAAUUAAAUGAUGCAUUGCAUCUAGGCAAGACUUCCUAAUUGCACACAUGUAGCCAUCACAUCUAAAUUAAGUUUAAUCUACUAAAUGGAUGGAAUACCUAUCCGAACUCGAGAUCGAGUUAAAAGCCAUUCUCUACGAUCGAGCACUCAUCGUCCCAGACCUAAACCAAUAUGUUAACAAGCGUCUCCUGCCGAUGAUAGAUAUCUUUUUCGAUAAAGUGUAUUGACCUUCUUUCUAACUAGUUUGAUUGAGAUCAGCAGACUAAAGAUCUAGUGUUACAUGAACGAGAUCCUUUUCCUCGUUCAAAGAGUGUCUCUCAAGCUCUGGAAAGAACAGCCUCAGAUUUCCUUGGCCCUCUUAAAACGCGUGCACAACCUCCCAUGCAAUUCUCUCUAUGAUAGUAGAAUUAGAGAGGUAAGUGUGUAUAUAGACGCAUUGAAUGACUUCUACGGCGAGCGAUUACAAUAUGAAGUAAGUUCCGAGGCUGAGGGCUACGACAAUAACUAUUCAACAGAGCCCUACAAUUCCAAGACCUUCUAUCCACUUAAGGGCGAGAUCUUGGAUUCAAACAAAAUGAGUCAGGAUGUGUUCGCUUUCUCUCCAUUCCAAAGAUUGCAAGUUCAUUACUUCUACAAAAAUGGGGGGUUUGCUCUCUUGGAUGAUGCCAUUAGGAAUUUCAAUUUAAAUAAUCUGGACAUCUUGACCAUCUUCCACUAUCUCAAUCCCAUACUAGAUAAGUAGAAAUAGUAGAAUUACUUCCAUCAUUUUGAGUUUCAGAAUUUGCCAUCCAAAUUGACAGAGGAGGAAAUCAAGAACACUAAUAGAGACACAAUCAAAAAGUUGACUGAUGGGAUCGAGAACAUGUUUGAUCAAUUUUGCAACUAAUCCUAGAGGAAAGAGUUCAUUGCCUUGGCUGAAAUGAGUGUGUAUUUGCAAUGUUUCCGUUGCACAGCCUUGGAGAAGAGAAUCUAUGGUAACUAAUUAUUAAACUAAUUUAAGGAUUGUAACAGUUUUGUGAUAAAAUCAACACUGCUCAGUCCAAUGAAUAUAUGGAUCAGCAAUACGGCAUUAAUGAUGAAUGGUAUAAGAAUGACAGAGUACUCAAAUAUAUGGUGGAUAAUCAAGUAUUCUAAGAGUUAUUUGGAGAGAAGGCUCACUUUGAAUUGAUUAAGAGAAGUUUUCCAAUCAUUCAAUUUCUGUAUUUGCAUAACAAACUAAGUAAGGAUGACAUCUUGAGCAUUCUCAGAUUAGGCAAGGGUAAACAUGAAACUUGGGACAAUAUGAUCUCCAAACUACUCACAGAUCUAGCAGAAAUCUUAUCAUUAGAAGAUGUUGAAACCAUGAUUCAAAAUAUCUAGUAGAGUCAGAUAGAUUAGAAUGGACUCAAUUUCAUUAAGAGUUUGGGGAGAAACAAAUAUCUGAGAUAGGAUCUGGAGAACUAGAAUAAAGGCAUGGGAAACAAUAAUGAUAAAUUUGGAAAACAGAAUGAGAGAGUGGGUGGAAAAAGGAAGUAUUAAUAAUAUGAAACAGACAGUAAAGAAAUAGAAUCAUUUAAAUGUUAAACACAGGGUCCAAAAAUGGGAUAAUUUUAAAAUGAAACUGAUACCAAGGAUAUAGAAUAAUUUUAAAUUGAAAAUAUAGAGUAAUUUGAUAAUGAGAAGGCGAUCACAUUGAAAUCCCAAAUUGUAGAAUUCUUAUUAAACAUCGUUCAUGAAUAACCAAAAAGUGAAAUUGGUCAGUCAGCCUUCACAAUAGCAAUCAACUUGAUUUGUCAUCAAUUCAAAGCACUCAGAUAGUAGUAUUUAUUGCAUGGAUUUUCAAAUUUGAUUGCUUAAGAGUAACCAUUGCCAGUUUGUAAUUACAUCACUGUAUUAUAAAAGAUCAUUUCAUCAUCUUAUCCUUUGGAUGAGUUUACCAAUUCUAAAGAUGUUUUGAAAUGGAUCUAAGACAAAUAUGAUAUUAAAUUGAACUUCUUGAGAGUAAUGGGAAGAGAAAAGUUAAGGAUGUUAAAAAGGGAAAUCAAGGAUUACUUAUAAAUAAUUGAGCAGUUUGUUAAAUUCUAUCAAUUUCUUCAUUAAGAUUCAAAAAUCACAAGACCUUAACUGAUGAUAUUGUGGAAAUUAUUGGUCGAAAAUGCAAGAUGCGCAGAUGAGAGAGACCUCUUUUUCAAUUGGGUUGGGGAUGUCAAUAAGAAGUUCUUAGAUUAGGAAGCCAUAGAGUUUUUGUUCAUCUCAACAAUUAAGUGUGCAUCUCUAAGUUAAUCCAUGUUGUAGUGUUUAACAAAUGUGAUUCUGUACUUCAAUGUUCAAUAUAAGGUAAUGAAGUUGCAGUAUGAUCAAUACACAAUUGUGGAUGCGGACAUUAUUGGGUUGUAAGUGUUAUGGAAGAUCUUCAAGUAACAAGAGAAUUUGGGACCUAAAUUACAGGAAUUUUUCAUAAGACUAUUGAGAUUCAAACAAUCACAGACCAUUUUAAAUCAAUUGAAAUAGCAAUACUUAGUGCAAUUGUUCAAUUAAAUUAACAAUCCCAAUUCUCUAUCAUUCAUUAUCAAAUUAUUAGAGGAGUUUGAAGGGUACUAAUUGGCUGAAUAGGGGGAGAAGGUAUUCGUGACCAUUGAUAAUAAAUACAUGAAUGCCAUGCCUCCAAAGAGAUAGGACAUUCAAUUGCUGAGUGGAUUGUCUGUAAUAUAAGCCAAGUAGAUAAUUGGAUAGAAAUUGAACCCAUCCUUGAAACCAGAUGAAUUCGACAUCUUUUGCCGAGGAAUUCUAUUUGACGACAAUAAAUCACUUAAAGAUUAUAAGGUGAAUUAGAAAUUGACUUUUGUAAUAUCAAAGAGAGAACACUUGACAGAUGAAAUUACUGCGUAUAACAGUACGACCAAUUAGAUCUCUAAUGAAUAUGUGCCAACUGAUUCAGAUGAGAAAGUGCAAGAGAUUAUAAAUAUAGUGUAAAUACAGGACAGAGAUUUCAUAGUCUCUGUGUUGAAGGAAAAGAACUGGCAAGUAGAAAAUGCUAUUUGUGAUAUUUUGGAUCGUGGAGAACAACUGCUUUAGGAAUACUAAUAAAAGAAUCCAUAGGUUAAGAAGUAAUAAAAGCCUGCGAUGAAACAGCAAAUCGAUGAGAUUUCGUUUGCUUCACUAAUUUCAAAUAAUUACGUUGAUUAACUAUUCAUACUCCUUAAUGAAGGGAAUCCUGAAUAGAACACUAAGAUUUGGUCUAUCUUGCAAAUGAUUCCCAGGAAUAAAGAAGUCUAUGAGUUGAUUGAGUAAUCAUAGAAGGAUUGGUUUAAUCUGUUGAUGGUAGACAACAAAUACAAGUUAUAAUAUCACUUGUAAAUACUAAAGGAACAAUUGUAAUGCGAUUUCAUUGAAGAUUAAGAUGAAUAUGAAAAGAGAAAGGCAUUAAGAGAGAACUUCCUCCAUUAUGGUGGUUUGAAAUUAUUGUUAUUUCAAUUAGAGAACUCAAUCGAAAUUUUGAUCAUCAUUUUAGAUAUCUUCUAAAUUUACUUCUCGGCAUACUCAAUGAGUAGAUUGAUGAAGAAUUAGAAUGAUUUCCUAUAACUCUUAAAAUUAAAGUAAGCUGUACAACAGAAGGAUGAAGAUCCUAAACUAUGCAGUUUAUUGAGUAUUUAAGUAUAGAAGUAAGAGAAACCUAACAUCUAAGGAUUUGAUGAAGCCCACCUUCUCUAGCAAGUGUUCUACAAUUGCGAAUUGGAAGUAGAGUGGAAAGUACUAUUAGAAACUCUGAUCCAAAGAAUCGGAGUUGAAUAGAUCUACACCAACAUCUUAUGCAUCCUCUAUAUGAGACCUGAACUACUGGCAGUCGAAGUGCCCAUCUAAAGGUUGGUCGAAUUGCUAACUAGUCCAAAUGAGGAACAACGAAAAAUGACUGCCUACUUCAUACUAACUCUUCAAGAUAUUGGAAAGAGAAAUGGUGUGAAUCUCAGCAAUGAUAUUUUGAAGGCCUUAAUUAAAGGAGAAACCUAACAUGAUGAGUUGUAUCUUGUGAUUGCUGGAUUGAUUGGGUAGGUGAAUGAUCUGACCUUCUUUGAUACUCAUCAAUUGGCUUAAUAGAUUAUUUUAUUGAUUUCAAAUAGGGAAAUUAUUGAGUAAAGGUUCACUGAAAAUGAGGAUAAGUUAUUGUAAGGCAAUUUGCUAUUGUUGACUUCUUUGGUGUAGGUUGACAAAAACAUCAAGGUAGACACUGAAUUUACAAAAUACUUAUACAAAUGCUUGUUUGAUAUGAACAAUGACUAUUACAAAUACCCUGUUUAUAAACGAAAACUAACAAGAAAGAGAGUAUUCUAAUUACUAUUGGAAUUGUGUAAAGAUGACAAUCACCUCCAAGUGAUAUUGCUUCAUAUUCAAAACAAUCACAAAUUGAAGUUUGAUGUCAAUGAGGUAGACAUGGACUUGGGAGUCAAAGGUUCUCAUGGUUUCGUAGGAUUACGCAAUCUGGGAGCUACUUGCUAUAUUAAUUCUCUGUUACAAUAAUUCUAUAUGAAUAUCCCCUUCCGUAAGGGAAUCCUAAAUGGGUAGAUCAUGAUCACUGAGAUGAAGGCUCCUCUCAUCUUUGACAAUAUCAGUGCUAUUGAAUCCCCUAUUCUGCAACGAAAAUUAACAGAUCAUACUUUACACCAAUUGCAACUAGUGUUCAUUCAACUAUAAGAAUCUGUGAAGCAGUAUACCAAUCCACAUCAAUUAAUCAAGACUUUGAAGGGAUACGACGGGGAAGUCAUCAAUGUCCUUAUUCAAUAGGAUUGCAAUGAAUUCUUUAAUUUAAUUACUGAUAAAUUAGAACAAGAUUAGAAAUUCACUAAUUAAUCCAAUCUGAUACCCUAAAUCUUGGGUGGUACUAUGGUAAAUGAAAUUAAAUCACUCGAGCCAGAGUAUGAUUUUAGGAGGGAAAAUGAAGAACCAUUCCUCACUGUCUCAGUUGAUAUCAAACAUAAGAAAUGUCUUGAGGAGGCAUUGGAUCUAUUUGUCAAGGGGGAUGUUCUUGAUGGCGAGAAUAAGUAUUUAUGUGAGGAGGUGUAGAGAAAGAUAGAUGUCUAAAAGAGAUAAUACUUCAAGAAACUACCCAACACUUUCAUCUUCCAUCUAAAGCGAUUUGAAUUUGAUUACAAUACUAUGUUGAGGAUUAAGAUCAAUGAUUAUUUUGAAUUCCCUCAGGAGAUCAAUAUGUUUAAGUGGACUCGCGAUCACAUUGUAGAGAACAAGGAGAUUGAAGAUUAGAGUGAUUAUAUGUACAUCCUCAAAGGAGUAUUGGUUCACGUUGGUAGUGCAGAAGGAGGACAUUAUUACUCAUUUAUUCGAGAUGUCGAUAAGUGGUAUGAGUUCAACGAUAAGGUGAUUUGUCCAUUCAAGAUUGAGAAUCUCAAAACUGAAUGCUUUGGAGGAGCCAACAACAACCUUUCAGAAUGGGGGAUGAAUAAUAGUAAGAAUGCUUACAUCUUAUUCUAUGAGAAGGUCAAGCAUAACAUUCCUGAACAAUUAUACAUGAAAGGUCCGAAUGAGGAACUCUUGACUCAACAAGUAAUUAGUGAGAAUACUGAGUAUUUGAAGAAUCAGUUAUUUUGUACUCAGGAUUAUUUGAAGUUCAUCCAAAAUUUUGUAUAGACCUUGUAGAUCAAGACUCCUUACAAAGUGACUCAAUUAUUAUCUAAAGAAAGCAAUUUAAGUGAAUUGGACAGCCUCCCUUCAUUUAGAAUAAUUAAACUAUUUACUUUCUUUACUUAUGAGAUUUUAUUAAGGAACAAAGACCAAUAGAUGUUUUAGUAUAAUAUCUAGUUGUUGAGUGACUUGUACAAAUAAGAACCAGCUGCCAAUUUCUGGUUGUUAGAUUUAUUACGAAAUCACAAAUAAUUGAUCAUCGAUCUAUUGAUUGAAUCUUCUUAUCCAGAUGUUAGGAACGCCUUUGCAUAAUUGAUUAUCCAAUCAAUCGCCAUAAUUGUUGAGCAUGAACAAUACUACUUAUUCGAAAACUCAUGCAUAGGGCGAUUCCUUCAAUUCUACAUACAAUAACUUUUAGGAAUGGUGAAGAAUACUCUCAGAAGGGGAACAGAGUACUUCUAAGUCAUCAAGUAUAUUUUGGUGCACAACCAACAUUUGGUGAAACACUUCUAUCAACAAGAAUACUUCAAAUAGAUUUAUUCAUUAUUACAGGAUUAAGUUUCAGCAGUGCAGAUGGGUACAUCAUUUAAGUUGAUGUAAUUAUAAACGAACAACACUGACUAGCCAUUGAUGGUGAUCUGCGAUAUAAUUGCUAAAGUGAUAAUGAGUUGUAGGACCUAGAAGAUGGUUGAAUUGAACGAGGAUGCACCAACCUACCUAUUCAAAGGAUAGAAGGAAAUGGAUAUUGAUCAGUACUGGUUAUAGAGAUUGUUGGAGAGUGAUGAUUUCAAGAAGUACAUCUUGGCCAUGAUUCAAUUCUAGUCCAAUUUGAUUGAUAUGAUCAAACACAUUUGUUGGAAGGAUGAAGGCACCAGUUAUCAUAUAAUGACCUUGAUAGUGUCUCACAUGUUAGACUAUUAUGCAGAUUGGCAAUAUUUGGAUCCACUUUCCUAGACUAUCGAGCAGUUGCUCAAAAUGAAUGAUGGAUAUGUGGAAAUCCGUUUGCAAGCUCUAUUGUGUGAGCCAUUCAAGAUAUCGAACUCCUUAUCCUGUUUUAAGGGUUCUUCAAUACUGAAUGCCGUUAGAUCACAAUAUGACAUGGACAAGAAUUACAGUUUUUGUAUGAUAGCAAUACUGGCGAAUUUGGCAACUUAAAUCAGCUAUGUUGGAGAAUACUUCAAGAAUAAUAGAGAUCAAUUCGAAUUCUUGCUUUGGAAAGCCAGAGACCAUAAGAACAUCAUGUAUGGAUUGUACUUCCCAACCAUGAAGAUCUAGAAGUCGAUUCAAUAGGUAAUUCGAUCAUCGUAUGUCUUAGUUAUCUGCAAUAUUUGAAGAGGCUGAAAAACCAACAAUUCAGAUCUGCAUUCCAAAGUAAAAUUAGACGGUUCAGGAGGAGCCUGAACCAGAAGACUCCGACAUUCAGGUGACUAAUCUGAUUGAGCAAAAUAAGACCAAUUAUACUUAGACUAAAGAGGACUCGAUGGACAAUAACGAUCCAUCUGAUAGAGAGAAUCCAGCUGAUGAAUUAUCAGAAUGAAUAAUAAU
Paramecium octaurelia is the source of this 8720-nucleotide messenger RNA. NCBI's taxonomy places the organism in Eukaryota, Ciliophora, Oligohymenophorea, Peniculida, Parameciidae. The record is from the annotation of a GenBank genome assembly.